Molecule: messenger RNA, 1731 nt
Organism: Nipponia nippon (crested ibis)
Lineage: Eukaryota; Metazoa; Chordata; Aves; Pelecaniformes; Threskiornithidae
Source: RefSeq, a predicted model, not a curated record
AUGAUGUCAGGAACUGUAUCAUCCUGGAUCUUAAGCUCAGCAAGAAACAGCAUUGUUUUACAAGGAAAAGGACGUUUGUACUCCAUCUGUAUCCCAAAUAGAAACAAGAUAAAAUGGAAGCUUGUUUUCUCCAAAACACGUCUCUACCCUGCUGGGAGCUGCAGCUUAGACAAUACUUUCUCCUUAAAAAAAGCAUUCCGACACACUUCCACCGAAGAAGAACAUUUCUCUUUCCAGUUGUCGCCAUCACAAAUCAACGAUAUACUCAGAGCAGGUGAAUUAUCCCAUAAAGUACUGGAUUUGAAUGGUAAAAAUGCAAAUUCCGUGUUGAGGUUUGAAAGUAACCAGUUGGCAUCCAACACGCCUAUUGAAGACCGCAGAAGUGCAGCCACUUGCUUGCAGACCAAAGGGAUGAUGUUUGGAGUCUUCGAUGGUCAUGCGGGUUCCGCGUGUGCUCAGGCGGUAAGCGAGAGGCUACUUCAUUAUAUAGCGGUGUCUCUCAUGUCUCGGCAAACCCUGGAAGAGAUCGAGCUUGCUGUGGAGUGCAUGAAACCAGUUCUGCCUAUUCUGCAGUGGCACAAGCAUCCAAACGAUGUAGAGUAUCGAGAAAUAACUUCACAAUAUUUUGAAAGCCUCCGGGUUUACUGGCAACAUUUGCUGGACCUAGACACGGAGCCAGGAUUUAGUUUAGAAGAAGCCAUGAUAUGUGCAUUCCAAAGGUUAGACUCGGACAUAUCACUGGAAGUUCAGGCUCCCCAGGAAAAUGAAUCGAUGAGAAAUAUUGCCCUUCAAGUAGCUUUUUCUGGUGCAACAGCCUGCGUAGCUCACGUUGAUGGUGUUCACUUACAUGUCGCAAAUACUGGUGAUUGCAGAGCAAUUUUAGGGGUUUGUGAAGAAGACGGAACGUGGUCUACUCUCCCUCUAACCCGAGACCACAACGCCUUCGAUGAAUUUGAAAUUAGAAGACUGAAGAGAGAACAUCCUAGAUCUGAGGAGAAAACCUUAUUUGUGAAUGACAGAUUACUGGGGAUUCUCAUGCCCUCCAGAGCUUUUGGAGAUGUGCAAUUAAAAUGGAGUAAAGAAUUGCAACACAGCAUUCUCGAGAAUAGCUGUGAUCUUGAGGCUUUAAAUAUUUAUCAGUAUGUUCCUCCAAACUACCAUACACCCCCUUAUUUAACUGCGGAGCCUGAAGUCACAUACCACAAAUUAAGAAGCAAGGAUAAGUUUCUAGUUAUUGCUUCGGAUGGACUGUGGGAGAUGCUAAGCAAUGAGAAGGUUGUAAAACUUGUUGCUGGACAGCUUACAGAGCAUCAUAUGCAGAAACCACAACUGGCUUUUGAGAAACCAGUUAAUUUGGGUUAUAUGCACAGCUUGUUACUUCAGAGGAAAAACAGGGGCAUUGCCUCACUUGACCAGAACAUAGCUACUCAUUUAAUAAGGCAUGCAAUUGGAAGUAAUGAGUAUGGGGAGGUGGACCAAGAGAAACUUGCUGCCAUGCUGACACUGCCUGAAGACCUUGCGAGAAUGUACAGAGAUGAUAUCACAGUUACUGUGGUGUAUUUUAAUUCAGAAACAAUUGAAAAUUACUACAGAAACAAGGAAUAGAGACUUGCACUGCUGCUGUUCUAUACCACUAGCCAACUUUGAUACAGAAAGCAUUACUGUUUUUCUCUGAUAGUCGAGCUCUUACCAGUGUUAUGGUCUGGAAGUUCCUAAAUCUUUUUGUUACUU